Messenger RNA from Aspergillus niger, 2034 nucleotides. RefSeq lists its product as uncharacterized. NCBI's taxonomy places the organism in Eukaryota, Fungi, Ascomycota, Eurotiomycetes, Eurotiales, Aspergillaceae. The record is from RefSeq and is a predicted model, not a curated record. Bases 1 to 2034 code for a protein of 677 amino acids. Gene Ontology annotation, biological process: regulation of DNA-templated transcription. The transcript has 6 exons. Gene Ontology annotation, molecular function: DNA-binding transcription factor activity, RNA polymerase II-specific; zinc ion binding.
AUGUGUGCUGCCGCCGUCCAGUGCGACCUCUGCCACAACAGAAAGGUUAGUCAUCGGCCCAUCCAUCAACUGCCACAGAAUGCUAAGGCAGGACAGGUGAAAUGUGACCGCUACGACCCGUGCAUGAACUGCGUUGAUGCGCGCACAGAAUGUCGUCGCACACGGCCCCGACGCAGUAUGCGUCCUAGGGUUUCCCGCAUUGCAAGGCUGUCGGAGAGGCUCUCGUCGGUUGAGCAGUUGGUUCUCAAUCCUCACCCCGGUGCUCCCGCUUCGCAGCCUGUCCUUGAUCCGCGAGAGGAAGCAGAGCACAUUGCUCGAAGCGGUCGAACCUCGCAAGCACCCAGCUCGGAGGGUUGGAGCGCGCGAGCCAGAGAGAGCGAGAGCACCGCUCACCCGGCAGCCACCGCAGAAGACACAUCGAUGCAGCCAGCGAACGAAGCCCGGCGCUUCAUUCAGCAAGAGCUGCAGCGCAGCGACCAUCUAUCUUCGCUCCAGCGCGCCGUGUUGGAAAAUGCACUGUCGCUGGUUAACAGGCUCUCAACCGCGACAUGUGAUUCGAAAGUCUCGUCUGCGGGACACGCGCAGGCCUUAGAGGAACAAGAUGAGACAACACAGGAAUUCUCAAUAGAGACAUACUACAUGAUGUCGAAGCAUAUGGUACAUCAGACUUCGCCGGGGAAGCACAUACACUGGCCCGACCACGUCUCGGUCAAGGGGCUGGAGCACAUGAGCCUGUCCCUGGUUGAGGGAAAGCUGGAUAGGCAGACCUCUUUGCACUACCGCGUGUGUGUAUACGUCAAAGCUAUCUUUUUCCUGGCGCGGAUCCGACAGCCACAACUGACGCCGCGGUUGCGCUCGCAUAUGAAAAUGAGCCAUGCAAAAUACAUGACGGCGGCAUCCAGGGCGCUGGAGCAGAUUAAUUUGACUGGGAAUCCCUCCAUUUCUCUCAUACAGGCUCUACUGUCCGGAAAAGAAUUCGGACAACAUCUGACCAAAGCAAAGGCACUCCUCCAUCAGAUGCAAGGAAAUAUCACGAAAGCGUGGACGAUGACAUCCUUCGCCGCGCGGCUGCUCGUUGCCCUGAACUACCACACCGUCAGCAGCGACACGCCGAUUCAGAGCCAGGAGGACGAAGACGCCCGCCGCUGUUUGUUUUCCUGCCACUACCUCGAUAAGUCGCUUAGCAUGCAUCUUCUGCGGCCACCGUCGCUUCCACGGUUGAGAUUCAGCCCCGCGUCGCUAAGAGCUACCAAUGGCCAGGCGGGGCUGGCGAUGAUUGCCAAAACAAUGUCUGAGUUUGCAGAAGUCCAGGAGGCUGCACUUGAGGUCUUUUUUGCCCAAUCAAUAGCAGACGAUGAUGGUGAGGAGAGGGCGGCCAGGCUGGACGCGGCAAUUCAGCAGUUGGUUGCGCUGAAGCGGGUGCUUGACGAGCGCCGUCUAAACGGCAGUCAGCAGGAAUUGGAGCUGGAAUGGGAUGUCACCGAGUUCCGGUACCACGCGAUUAUGACCACACUCCUGCAGUACCGCUCCGAGUGGGAGCAGGACAAGCCUGGGAAGAAGGAUAAGUGUUUGCAAUCUGCGCGACAGGCUCUGGAAGCGCUGCGCCAACUGCAGAAGACCAUCAACGCAAGCGACGUAUUCAACGGCAGCUAUCCGAUUUUUCUCUCCUGGACCAUCUUGUUUUACCCUAUGACCCCCUUUUACGUUAUCUUCUGCAACGUGGUGGGCACAUCCAACAUGGAAGACUACCAGCUGCUGCGCGACACCACACAGGGACUGCAGCAGUUCAUCGACUACAACCCGGCCAUAGCCCGGCUAUACCACCUCUUCACCACCUUCCUCAACUUGUGUAGUCCCCUGGUGAACCCCCCUGUAGUUCAAGAGGAUGCAACAAUGGUUUCUUCGCUGGAGCAGCCGAUUUCCAUGGAUGUGCGGCCCGAGAUGGGCCCGUGGUGGAACAGCGCAGACAUGUGGGAGUUGUUCAACACGCAGCCCUCGCUACAAUGGGUGGAUGCAGACAACCUCAUUCUCUAG